This is a messenger RNA of Podarcis raffonei (Aeolian wall lizard), 668 nucleotides long. RefSeq names its product chromosome 1 C18orf21 homolog (gene RMP24). The coding region runs from base 55 to 663 and encodes 202 amino acids. NCBI's taxonomy places the organism in Eukaryota, Metazoa, Chordata, Lepidosauria, Squamata, Lacertidae. The transcript is spliced from 2 exons. The record is from RefSeq and is a predicted model, not a curated record.
CGCCGCUGCUGGAGCUCAUCCAUUUGCCACAGACCUUUGGAUCUGUUCAAGACGAUGGGCAGGCCGCAGUACUUGGAAGAUGCAGCACGGCAGCUGGCAGACACUUGCCCUGCCCAAGCACGGUUUUUACUGUGGACACUCAGCAACAGAGAAGACAAAACCCAAGAUUCUGUGAACCGAGUGUGUCAUUACUGUUUCCAGUUUCUCCUUCCAGGUAAUGUUAGGGUACGUCUAAUGCCUAAAAAGAGGGUGACUCCACAGAUACAAAAACUACUUAAUCGGGAAGCAAAGGGCUACAAACUCAAUUUAAAACAAACAAAGCUUUUGAAGAAGUACAAGGAAGCAAAGAAUGUCCUGCUGGUUACCUGCAAUGCAUGUGGGAAAACAACAAGGCAUUCUGGGAAGAGUAGAGAAGGUUUGGGCAGAAAGGCAUCAGCCGGGAAGUCUUCAAACAAAACCACACCUGUCAGCCACCAUCAUUCUGGAUCCAACAGAAGGACACCCAAUUCCAGAACAUCAUCUGGCCAAUCAACACCUCGUUCUUCCUCCAGGACUCAAAGAAACAUCAAAGACCACUUCGCACAGCUGAAAAGACUGCUUCAUCUUGAAGAAAAUAAGAAAAGUAAUAAGGGGGACCUCAAAAACUUCUUACUAUCACUUUAAUUUUU